CUUGUUGAAAUAAACACUAAUUUAUAAAAGUUAUAAAAAGAAAUAUACAAUAUUUAAUAUUAACGUGAAAUAUAAAAAUGUCAGUUUUAUAUAGUAUUCGAACAAUGUGGGAGUGGAAAGAUGAUGACAUUGAAAAAAUAGAAGAAAUGUGUCGGAGAAUUGGAAGAGAACAUAAUACUGAAAUCAAAUAUAUCAGAGACAAACAGUCAUACGAGAUAGAAGGCGAUGAACAUAAAAACUUAGAUGAAUCACGUGAUGAAUUGCUCAAAGCGCUCAAUCUUAUGGCCAGAUCCGCUACACAAAGCCUCAUCAUACCUCGUCGCUCCAAAAAAAUUAAAUCCAAACCCGCAAAAGUUGAUUUGCCUCCUGGUUUACCUCCUCCCUUACCUUUUGAAAAAGAAAAUGUUCCAACAAUGACACAAGAGCAAGAAGCUGAAGAUACUGGAUUAGAAGAUGGAGUAUUCAAAUUCAAUCCUCGCGUAAAAGAAUCCGAUUUUCCUGAGAUAUUUGGAUGGAAUCGAAAGGAAGCAUUUUUUACAACUUGCGAUUAUUGGAAUGAUAUCUGUAAAGAAUGUGGAGUUAUGGGUGAGAUCAUUGAAGAAAAAAAGAAAGUAGUAUUCAAUAAAGGUAGAGAGAGGGAUGUUGAAGAGGCAAUAAAAAGAUUAGCACAAUUGCAAGAGAAUUUCCUUCAACCAAAAUUCAAUCAUUUACACGUUCCAUUAGUGCAUUAUCCAAAUCAGUACACAUUGUUCAAAUUGUAUUUCUGUCAUAUCCUCAAGCACCCAUACUUUAGUAAAACUAUGAAACUUGAUAUAAAAGACUUUUACGUGCUUGUGCCCGCUACAUUAGACCCACUCACACAGAAAUAUUUAUUACCACAAGAAUUACCUGAAUCAACUUUACUAAGAUCAUAUGAUGAUAAUCAAUUUAACCGCCAAUGGCAAGAAAAUAAUGAAAAUAAUAGAGAAGAAAAAUCAACAAAAGGAAAAGCAAAAGCGGUAUCUCCUAAUGAUGAUUUUUAUGAUAGCUCUUCACGUAAUUGGGGAUCUAUAUCAAGACCUGAAGAAACAAAAUGGUCUCAAAAUGCACCAAACACAAAGUCAAUGGACGCAUUCCCAGCUCUUUCCGCAAACCGGAGAUCUAGUAACUCCGGAAGACCUUAUCCACCUGAGAAUCAGCGCAGACCAAUAAAUGAAGGUUCUUUGAUUGAUCUUGACGACGAACCCCCAGUAAUUAAACGCGCGAUUAGACAACAAAACCCAAAUAAAAAUAAUUAUUCGGGCGCCGAAAAUAGACCUACUAUUGGUAAAAUGGUUCGAGACUAUAAUUUCGCUAAGAUGAUAGAUGCACUGUCAGAAAGAUUAGAGUAUGCACGUGUAUGUAAAGGCGAAGUACGUUUCUUUGGAAGUUUGGGCAAAGCAUAUUUCACUAAAGUUAAUGAAGUAGUUAAUGGAAAGUUGUGGGACUAUACGGAAUUAAAAGAUAUAAUUGUUUCAGGACAUGGCGUCAACCCAAGAUUCAAUGAAAUUGCAACAUACGACAGUAAUCUUAUUUCGGGUUUCAUUGAUGUUCUCGGUUCAACUCCUAUCAACAAGUCAAAGUCUGCGUAUUAUGAAAUAAAAGCGAAAGCAAGAAAUGCACCACAAGGUCCCAUGUCUGAAGUUUUCAUGUAUGUUAAUAUGGGAUUCGUUUCUUUAGAAAAAGUUAUGUUAAAUUGGGAACCUCUUGUAAACAUAGAUUGGACGAUAUUGGAUCGAAAAGUUGAUUUUUCGGCGGUUUUGACUUCGAGACGCGCUAUUCGUCAUGAUGUGAAACCAUUCAGUACAUUUAUCAAGAAGAUAUCAGUUAGCCCAAAUAACCGAUCAAUUUCGUUCGAGGAUGUUAAAGACUUUCUCGAAGUAAAAUCCAUUAAUUUUAAACAAGUUACAAAAUUCAAAUUGCACUAUCCUUUUAUCGCAGAAGUGUCUCGUAUUGAAAGAUUAGAAAUUACCGAUCAACCCAAUUCUAUUAAAAAAAUAGGCAAAACUGGACCAAAAAAUAGAGUACAUUAUACAAUUGAGGUUUACAACGAUAACCAUAGAGAAGCAUUCAAGCAAAAUAUGUCUCUUGGAUCUGGAGAAAUCGCAAAAUGGACGGUUGAUAAUAUACUUGGAGAAAGUCCACAUCGUAAUAAUUUAGUUGAACUUGUGAAAACUAUGUUGUUACUAGUUGAAAGAUGUCAUAAAGUAGCAGAGUUAAGAAGUCAACAAAUAGUAGCUGAAACUUCAGAAAUGUAAUUAAUUGGUUUUGUUAGAAUAAUCUAUAAUUUGCAUUUGUAUAAAUUUGCAUUUGUAUAAACAUUUUCUUAAUGCUUGUUAAUCAAGUUGGAAAGAAAAAAUUUUGUAAAAUUUUGUUGCUGAAUCGAGAGCU
This is a messenger RNA of Rhizophagus irregularis DAOM 181602=DAOM 197198, 2409 nucleotides long. RefSeq lists its product as uncharacterized. The record is from RefSeq and is a predicted model, not a curated record. Lineage: Eukaryota; Fungi; Glomeromycota; Glomeromycetes; Glomerales; Glomeraceae.